Thlaspi arvense is the source of this 758-nucleotide messenger RNA. The record is from the annotation of a GenBank genome assembly. NCBI's taxonomy places the organism in Eukaryota, Viridiplantae, Streptophyta, Magnoliopsida, Brassicales, Brassicaceae.
AUGAGGGUGCGAGGCUACGAGUGUGAUGAUGACGAGGAUGAGUGUAGUAGUGAUGCUGAUGAGUAUGACGAUGGUUGGAUGAUAAUAACAGUGAGUGUAAUAGUGAUCCUUCGAAUCUAUGCUCAUGCUUCUGUGAGUAGUUUGAAGAAAUUAGGUUUGAUCUUGGUCAAUAGACAUUUACACAGGAUGUGUGGGUCAACAUACACGAGUUUAUUGUGUUUCCACAAGUUGGUUCUCUUCGAUUUAGUUGGUGAAGUUCUUCGUGUAGAAGAAUUUAAUCCAUUGGAUAAUGUUUUCGGUGGAAAGGGAUUGUUCGCUGCAGGAGUGUCGUGUUUGAUUUUUGUGAUGAGAGGUAUUUCAAUGUCCUUUUUGUAUUUUAUUUUGUGUUUUUUGUGUUUAAGAUUUUUAAGGUUAUUACAAUGACAGUGAUUCAGUCUAUACAUGUGGUCCUUGCAAAGAUUAUAUGUGGUUAGGGGAAAUAUUGAACAAGGAUACAUCUAGGUUUAAACUAAUCUUUUCACUAUGUUGUGGGCAAUGAAAAGUGAAUCUACCUCGACUCAAAGCUCCACCGAACACAUUGCUUUUCUUUCAUAUACAACAAUAAUGAAAUAAGAAAACAUUUUCGGAAAAAUAUAAGAACCUAUAACAUGUGUUUUUGUUCACUUCUCUUGGUGGUAAUAAUGAUCAUUCUGGCAAAGGUCCCUAUCUGGUAUAGGUGAUAUACUAUCCCAGGAUGGUGAAUCACUGGCGUUUCUCCA